Messenger RNA from Drosophila busckii, 1814 nucleotides. RefSeq names its product dynein assembly factor 3, axonemal homolog (gene Dnaaf3). The transcript has a single exon. Gene Ontology annotation, biological process: motile cilium assembly; axonemal dynein complex assembly. The record is from RefSeq and is a predicted model, not a curated record. Bases 98 to 1762 code for a protein of 554 amino acids. Lineage: Eukaryota; Metazoa; Arthropoda; Insecta; Diptera; Drosophilidae.
CAGUGGCAUUUGCAGUCGUCGUCCAGGCAACUUUACUCAAUCAAAUCAAACGGCAGCUGCUGCAAAAAGGGGAAUUUUUAAAUUGCGUACAAGAAAGAUGUUUUGGGGACUUAGCUCUGCGUUGGACUUAUAUCAGGAAUAUCUGAAAGCAUUCAAGCUGUCAGAUGAGCCUGCAGCAACUGAAGCUCCCGCUGAGCUCAACAUACUGCUCUGCGGCGCUGCUGACCCGCGACAUGUAAUCAAAACGCUGGCCAAGCGUUAUACACAUGGCAGUGCGCCCAAAUUGAAUAUCUAUAUGCUGGAUGCCUGUGUGGAGAUUGUGGCCAGAAAUAUGCUGCUGCUGGGCCUGGCGCUGGAGCCAGCCGAAUCCUUUAGCCUGUUAUGCAAGGCGCAUCUGUUUAUGGACAUUUAUGGCAACACGCUGCUGCGUCCCAGCUCACACUACUACAUGGCCACCAAGGGACGCACACUGCUCAACAUCGUGUGUGAUGAGGACAAGCGUCAGCAGCUGGCGCCCAUGCUAGACAUACAAGGACUUAAGUAUAAGGAGCGCGAUGGCCUGGAGACGGCCUUCAGCUACUGGCAGCCGCAGAAGCAGAUCUAUGAUAUCAAGAGUUACUGGGAGCAGCGUGUGCGCGCCUUGCUGGGCACACGCUUCGAUCAUCGCGAGGGCGCCUUUGACUGGGAUCUCAGCAUGACGCUGAAGAACCGCGAGGCGCAGCAGAUUUGCUCGCAGGAGUAUCGCUACUGGCGUGAGUGUGGUGUGGCCUUUGUCUUUCCGGAAUAUGAGCACUGCAAGCCAAACAAAACACUUGCCGCUGGCCUGGUGCCAAAUGGACGCAGCUAUGUGCAUCGCGGCUAUGUGGGUGACAUACAAACGGGACCGUUCUGUGGGUUUGGGCUGCGCAGCUCGGAGGAGCGCAUGCACAAUUGUGUGCAUGGUGAGAAUGAUUAUCGCGCAACAGAUGUCACCGAGCGCAAUCUGCUCGAGCUGUUCCAUGAGCUGCACACCCAGACUCCCUACGAGCAUGACAAGUCCAUUUCGCGUCGCUAUGGCUGCACCAAGCUGCUCAUGACGCCGCUGCUGACCUACAACGAAAGCGAUGUGCAUGACAAACAGCAGCGAUAUGAUCAACCCUGGAUUACAUUCCCACACAUACAGCUGCACUUUCUGUCCUCCGUAGAAAUGUAUGAGCUGAAGAAGGGUGCACAACGCUGGCAGAAUUUCUUCGACAUUGCCUUUAUGGGCUACAACUAUUUUUCAUUUCUCAGCAAAGAGUUCUUUGGCAUAAUGCGCUUACGUUCACUGUUUCUGCUGGAGACUAAGCUGCUGACUGUGGAGCGCAACGAACAGGUAAAAAAAUUUGAAGAAGCUGCCAAAAAGCUGCUAAAGGACGCCGGCUUGCGUCCUUGCAUUAACUAUCAAGCCAUCAAUGGCAAAUUUAUGCACUUGAAGUAUAAGAAGCCAGCAGCUGGCAAAGAGCUGGAGGAAGACGAGUUUGAAGAGGAGCAGUCAAUAGAGCCCAAAGAUGAUGAGGAAAAGCUGCAUGAUGAAGCUGAAGUAGCAGCCGACUCUGCAGCCGAAAAUGAGCAGCAAAAACAGGAGGCGCCAGCAACUGUAAAACUUAAAGAUGAAUCUGAUAAAGUUGAUGAGCAGCAUCACAAGCAUGAAGAGCCAGCAACUGUAAAACUUCAAGAUGAAUCUAAUGAAGUUGAUGAGCAGCAGCUGCAAGUACUGACCUUAGAUGAGCAGUCAUUAUAGUUUAACAAAUACUUAACUUUAUUGCAAUCUUAUUAACGUAAUAAAGGUUACC